UCCAUAGAGAAGCGGUUCACCCUAACGCAAGUAGCAUUACGCAUGACAUGGAUGCCGCAGGAGCGAGUUUAUUCGCGGAGUCUUUGCGGAUUGUGAACUCUGUUUCUCUCGCAGUUUUCUCACACAGUCGACAUCUGAUGUGCGUGUCGGAUCUGCUGGAAGGACGUGUGUUAAACAGUUUGCUGUUUCAGGACAUCACGUCUGCAGCCCCCGUGUCUUAUGUGGGCUGCACUCGAUAGUGACCAGGAGCUUUACGCGCAGCCGAUCCCCAUGCUUUAGCAACACAGCUCAGCGCACCCAGCCGUAGAUGUUUCGAAAAAGAACAGGGUGAAAUAACAAAGAUGAUACAAACGGACAGUUUGCAGACAGAAUGGAUUUAACCCAGCUAAGCCUCUUGGUGGAAAAUGUUUCCAACGAUGAAAACACCACCGACGCACCGUUCACUCUGCCACACACAGAGGCAGCCACCGCACUCAUCAUCCUCGUGGUUACAGUGAUCAUUUCGGUCACAAUUGUUGGUAAUGUGUUGGUGAUUGUAGCGGUUCUUACUAGCCGGGCUCUCCGUGCCCCUCAGAACCUUUUUCUGGUCUCUCUUGCAUCGGCGGACAUCCUGGUGGCCACACUAGUAAUCCCCUUCUCCCUCGUCAACGAGGUAAUGGGCUACUGGUACUUUGGAAGUACUUGGUGCGCCUUCUAUCUAGCUCUGGAUGUGUUGUUCUGCACCUCAUCCAUCGUGCACCUGUGCGCCAUCAGCCUGGACCGAUACUGGUCAGUAACAAAGGCGGUUAGCUACAACCUGAAACGGACACCUAAGCGCAUCAAGUCCAUGAUUGCGGUGGUGUGGAUAAUAUCUGCUAUCAUCUCCUUCCCUCCUCUCCUCAUGACCAAACACGAUGAACGGGAGUGCCUGCUGAAUGAUGAAACCUGGUACAUCCUCUCAUCCUGCCUGGUCUCCUUUUUCGCUCCCGGUCUCAUCAUGAUUCUGGUAUAUUGUAAGAUUUAUAAAGUUGCCAAGCAGCGCUCCUCCACCGUGUUCGUGGCUAAGAAUGGCCUGGAGAGGCAGCCCUCUCAGUCAGAGACCUGUUUUGUCAGGAAGGACCGGUUCGAAAUGGAGAGCCCUAGCAGUCAAAGCUCCGGCAGCCAUCCGCAAAAGCAAGGGGAGCUGGACGACAUCGACCUGGAGGAGAGCUGCUGUGCAUCGGAUACGAAACCCCGACACCAUCGCUUCACCAAGCGAAGGAAAGUGGAGGGAUCGGACAGUUGCCCACCCCAGAGCUGCCGACUGUCCUGGGCUUCAGCCCGGGCGUUACAGCUUUACCCGGAGCAGAAGAACCCAGCUGGGCGACAACAGCUGGCCGCAGCCAACAAGACCAAAGUGGCCCAGAUGCGGGAGAAGCGCUUCACCUUCGUCUUGGCGGUAGUGAUGGGGGUGUUUGUGCUCUGCUGGUUCCCCUUCUUCUUUACUUACAGCCUGCAUGCUAUCUGCAGAGAGAGCUGCUACAUCCCCGCCGCACUUUUCAACCUUUUCUUUUGGAUUGGCUACUGCAACAGUUCUGUAAACCCCAUAAUCUACACCAUUUUCAACAGGGAUUUCAGAAAAGCUUUUAAGAAAAUCAUAUGCAGGACUUCAAAACGCACAUGAAAGGUUGAAAAAUAAUUUUCUGGCUCUCAAAAACAUUGGGAAGAAAUUAUAGUAUUAUAACUUAUUGCUCUUGGCUGACUAUUCUACUACUCCAUCAUUUAAAUGUAAUGUUUAGCAUAUGAAAAAAUAUCCAGUGUUAUGUACACAUAAAAUUGUCUAUAAUUGAAAUAAAUCAUUAUAUAUACUCGACCAUUCCUGCAGCAAGCUCAGAUAUUUCCAGGUAAGGUGAAGUCAUGGUCACUUCUGUUGCUGGACUCUGAGUGUUGGCAGCUGGUCACUGUGGGUGCCUAGAUAAAUAGAAGAUUAAUCUCCAGUGUCUAUAAGCGUGGAGAUUUUGACUUUUCUGUGCUAUAGAAGAGAAAAAAGAGCUGAAUGCUGCAUGGAUGAAAUGUUUGGCAUUAUUUCAGGUAAUUCGUGUAGCUUUCUGUGCUUGCGGCAGUUAAAGGUACAGCAAGGCUAUCGGCUGUUUCUUAUCAGUGAACCCCUAAACUUAUGUAAGAGUCUAAUCUCACACCUCCGCCAUGCUAUCACACCACCUCAGGACCAGAACAAUGGCCGAGCUGAGGCCUGGAUUUGCAGAAUUGAUUGCACACGUCUCUGUAUUUCAUUUCCCUGCAACGGCUUAACAUUUUGUCAUUAAAUAUUUUAAGAUGCUGUUAAACAUGCCGUGCCAACUUACUAUAUAUAUCUUUUUUAGUCUUAGACAAAAGCCUUCUUGGGGGUUAAGUAAGUUUGACAUAUUCUUGAAUAAACAGAAGAAGAACACUCUCAAAAUAACAAAAAUAAAAACAUUCCUGAUAAGAUCUCGGCACUGGUGGACAUUAAUCCCCUGUGAACUCCCUUUGGUUAAAAAAGAGAGUUUAAUACCUAUAAGUCAGGCCUCACACUGUGAUGCUAAGCUUUAUAAAGCUGUUAGAUUACCACUUUCCUCAUAUAGUGAAGAAUCUGCAGAAGAAAUCAUUCAUAAGGGACAAUUCUUCAGUAUGCGGGAAAAAAAUGAUUAAGGGAUUGGUACAACUCGCAUACAUAGGAUGGGAGUGUUAUUAGAAGACUAUAUUUGAACUUCCCAGCACUGUUUUCCAUACAACAUCAGACUGUGGUCGGUUGUUGAUGCAUGUGGGAUACAACGUGUAUGUCAUAUGGUGAAUAUAUCAUGAAGGACCGCACUUUACGGGGGUGCUGAGUUUAAAUACACUAUUUAUAUCCUCUUAGGAAUGUCUUCAAAGCACUCCUACUGCUCACUGGCCCCUCGCCAAAGAUAAUCACCCUGUCUGAGGGAUGUCAUGCUGGAAAAGAGAAAAAAAAUGAAAGCACUUUUGGUGAAGUGUGCUCACAUUCACGAGAGUAUUGUUAAAAUACUGUCAGGAGAAACAAGGUUGAAGAUGGCUGCAUAUUUUCUUUUCUCUUAAUGUGAACCACCGUUUUAUUUAUGUAGUGAAUCAGAAAGUCCGAGAGGAGUGUUGUUAGCGCGAGGAAACUUUAUCUCCGAGGGAUUCACAAACUCUUGAAAGAAAUUAAACGUCUGAGUCAAGUUGCACUCGUAAGAGUCUGCGUAAUUAGCUUUGUGUCUUCAUCACAUUUAGCAGGAUGCGAUUGAUGCUUAUUUAUCUGUGACUUAAUGGGACUUCGCUGUACACAUGUUACAUGUAACCUGAUUUCUCCAGAGGACAAAACUACAAGUUCAUUUUUCAUUACCUUGAAAUGAAACACUCCUAUUUAAAUUAUUUGCUGAUAGUAAACUGAUUCGAGGCUGACAAGACACCCAACUCCCUUGUUAAAUUACACUUCCCAAUUCAAUUGUCUUUGUAAUCAGCUGCUCAACUGCAGCAGGAUUGGGGCACAAUACUUUUAAUUAGCUGUAGUGUUUUCUGACGCUUUCAUGUGCACUUCCUCCAGGCAAGUCUCUUCAAACGUCAGCACAGCUCUGUUAAAUCUUUUGAAAGCGAGCGCUUGCAAUAUGACAUUACAGUGCUGUUAUUUUCCUUUGGUGACCCGGGAGGAAAGUAUGACAAAGCAAAACAUGGAGAAUUCUCACAGUCCUUCACCAGUCGUCUCAUAAAUGCUCUGAUAGCUCAACUUUUAUUCAAAACCAAGCUGGUGCUGGCUUUUGUGUUUUGCAAAUUUGAAGCUCUACAGUCUGCACAACAAUCCACAAACUCUUUUCCUUAUCCCAGAAUGUAAACAAAGUUGGCGACUGGCUCAGGAAGGGAAGCAGAGCUGCAGUGACCCUUGACCUCCUAAACUCUCUUCUAAAGACUUAAUGAGAGCAACAGAACAACUGGACAGAGCCAAAACAUUUCCUGAUGUGGACUGUUGACAAAAUAAAGCCACACUCGAGCCUCUUAAUAGGGGAAGAAGAGUGAAGAUUUGGAGUUUGUAAAAACACUUUUUAGAGCCAGAAAAUUUUGCAAGUUUAUUUGCAGUCCUAAUAGUCAGAGAAGAGACAGUUAUGAAUAUUUCAAGAUAGGUGCGCCGCAGUGAAAAGUGAGCCUCUUAGGAAAAGGGAGAGAGUGGAGAAGGGAGCAGUUGCUUCUUGUCGUCUGCUACAUUACCUUGUUUAUCACACAACGGAGCAUCUGCAGGUAAUUGCUUUUUUCAAUUGUCUCUAACAAGAUAAGGAUUGGAGGCAAGUGAGGCCAAAUUUCAACUCAGUCUCAGGAAGCUGUGUAUCCAGAGAAGGAGAACUCAGUUUGUCAUUAGUAUAAAUCAGCUGGUGUCAUGUCUGAGCGAGGGUGGAACUGGGCUCAUGUCUCCAGGGUGUUCUAAUAUAUCGCCCCGCUCAACGCAACCACUAUGUGACGUGAGUUGACAAUAUAAAUCACACCGGUGCAGUACUAAUUUAAAGAUGACAGUGGGAUUAUUGGUGUUUGAGAGCAGAUUUUACUAACUGAAUCCCAGUGACUUUCAUAUUGCAUUUUAAGGUAUUUACUAUGAAAACAAUGUUUUACUAUGUUUUGUUUUGUUUUCCUAGAGAUUUGGAUAUUAAAAUGUUAUUGUGCAUUUCCCUUCACUGUGGUGAACACGGGAACUGUUUAGAUUGAGUCAGUCCAGCAAACACUGUCCCUGCUGCUGUGGAAACUCUGUAGCACGGUGAGUCUGCUGCUAAAUCUGCAUAAAUUAUCCUGAAAUGACACAAUUUACUCCAAUUUGAAUAACAAUACAGUGGCUGGAAGUUUAAGAAAGUGGAAUGGAUCACUGGUUUUAAAAUUGUCUUCUGAUUCAUCGUCUGCUUUAUUCCUUUA
Messenger RNA from Oreochromis aureus, 4884 nucleotides. It is a transcript of the gene adra2db, whose product is annotated as adrenergic, alpha-2D-, receptor b. Gene Ontology annotation, cellular component: membrane. NCBI's taxonomy places the organism in Eukaryota, Metazoa, Chordata, Actinopteri, Cichliformes, Cichlidae. Gene Ontology annotation, biological process: regulation of smooth muscle contraction; regulation of vasoconstriction; adenylate cyclase-activating adrenergic receptor signaling pathway. The record is from RefSeq and is a predicted model, not a curated record. Gene Ontology annotation, molecular function: alpha2-adrenergic receptor activity. Bases 371 to 1642 code for a protein of 423 amino acids. The transcript has a single exon.